ACUUAGUACACGUCCGUGACAUUCUAUUACACCGCAGCACUAGGGUAAUUCUAUCCAGUCAUCCAUCUUCUAGGACGUUAAAUAUAAUAUGGGAGUCGAAUCACUGAACGAUGAGACCAUGUCAGUGACACCCGAGGUGGUUCCAUUAACCAACGGUCUUUCACCCCAGAGCUUAUUGCUGCUUUCUUUGGCGCUUGUCGUGGGUUUACUUGUUGUUAUCACAUUCUCUCGAAGAAAAUCAAGGUCCAGAGGUACUGCACUUAUCCUUGUCGGGCCCUCAGAUGCUGGCAAAACAGCAAUUCUUUCCACUCUCGCAUUUACUGGAACGCUACCAUCGCACACGUCACUGCAAGUUAAUACUUCUAUCAUGCCUCUCUCGCCAGUAGGCAUCUUGCCGGUUAUCGACAUCCCUGGGCAUCCUCGAAUCAGAGAUCAAUUCCAGGAGCACUUAGUGAAUGCCAGAGCGGUUGUUUUCGUAGUGGAUGCAAGUACCAUAUCACGCAACGGAUCUACAGUAGCAGAACACCUCCAUCAUGUCCUCAAUUCAAUAACGUCACUUCCUCCUUCACAUUUAUCACCCGCACUCCUCAUCCUCGCCAAUAAGUGCGAUCUCAUGAAGACAGCUACUUCUUCAGGCUCUCCCACCGAGGUUGCCAUCUCACGCGUCCGAACGAUUCUUGAACGUGAGCUGGAGAAGCGACGAGAGGCUCAGUCUAGCGGCAUGGGGGUCGAAGGCUUGGGCGCUGAAGGAGAACGUUCGGAUAUGGGAGGUUUAGAUUGCAGUGGUCCUGGCGGAAUUUUCAAGUUUGCCGAUUGGGAAGGUGGAGAAGUUGAUUUCGCAGGAACGUGGGUAAAUGUCGGAGAGCUCAAGGAUGAUGAAAAAGAAGGAGUGGCUACUGACGGCCUGGCUUCAUUGCGCAGUUGGCUGGGAGCAACUUUUACUAUGGCCUAACUCUCGUGACCGUAAUUUUUUUCUGAUACAAGAUACUCUAAACUUGGGCUCGAAUUCUGGGAUGGUCCAUUAGCAGUUGAACUCCAUUGGAUUGAUUAUCCAGUGCGGUGACUCAGA
Molecule: messenger RNA, 1069 nt
Organism: Suillus subalutaceus
Lineage: Eukaryota; Fungi; Basidiomycota; Agaricomycetes; Boletales; Suillaceae
Product: signal recognition particle receptor beta subunit-domain-containing protein
Exons: 4
Coding region: 89-952 (287 amino acids)
Source: RefSeq, a predicted model, not a curated record